AUGCCACCCAAUACCACAAGCGCCGAUGCUGCCGCCGCCGCCGGCGCCACUUCUUCGAUGCCCAACCCUCAAAACCCGACCUCGACAGCGUGGCACCUUGCCCACGCCCACCACGCGUCGCACAUGCCGCACAUUCACAUCCCGACGCCUCACCCCGUGGCGGCGACGGCGCAGUUCCUCGACAAGCACGUGCCCGUGUUCGCGAAGCACCACACGGAAUUCAGCGUCAACAAGGCCGCGAGGGCCGCGAAGCGCGAGGCCCGCCACAGUCUCGUCGACAGUCCGAUCCCCGAGUACGAGUCCGACCACGACCAGCAGCAGCACAGGGUCAGCACGGCCUUGAGGACCGCCGCCGUCACGACCUUCGCCCCGGCCCUGGCCGACGGCGAGGGCCUUGUCGGCAGCGGACAGGUGGACGCCAACGAGGCGUGGAUGGCCGUGUUGGCCAAGAGGGAGGCUGCGAGGUUGAGGUCGGGCGUUGUCGGCGGAAGUGAUGGGGGCAGCAGCGGCAGCAGCAGCGACUUUGGAGCUCGUCGUUAUCCUGCUGCUGCUGCGCCACAGGACGAGCAGAGCGACGACGGGAUAAGUGGAAGUUGA
Molecule: messenger RNA, 597 nt
Organism: Exophiala spinifera
Lineage: Eukaryota; Fungi; Ascomycota; Eurotiomycetes; Chaetothyriales; Herpotrichiellaceae
Exons: 1
Coding region: 1-597 (198 amino acids)
Source: RefSeq, a predicted model, not a curated record